GCUAUUGUAGACGAGCCUUUAGAGUUUCUACAUCGACGUAAGGAAGACGUGUAAACGGACGCAGUGUAAAUAUGACAAUAAUACCAAUAUAAAAAUUGAACAUCUUAACUUGAUUGUAAAAUUGAUUUAUGUCAUGAAAAUUGUAAUACGGGGUCCGAGAUCAAGCAAAUGAUUUGGUGGUGUUAAAUUCAACAAAUAUGGAGAAUUAUGCAGGAAGAAGGACACAAGAAAUACAACCUAUGGCUGAUAAUAAUAGUAAUAACAGAAUUUAUUGGGAUGAGGAUAUGACAAAAUUAUUAUUGCAAGAAAUUAGUGUAUGCAUAAAUUCCUUUGGUCAUCAAGUAUACAAAACUGUUUGGAAGUCUAUUGCAAAUGAUAUUAAUAUAAAAGCAUACAAUGUCAGUGCCGAUCAUUGCAACAAUAAAUGGAGAAGCUUAAAGAAAAGAUAUAAAUCUAUCAAAGAUAAUAAUAAGCAAUCUGGUGCUGAUAGACAAUACUGGAUUCACUAUGACGCCAUCGAUGACAUUCUUAAGAAACAUCCAGAAAUAACACCACUGUCUGUUGCGUCCAGCACUAAUGGUUUUCGAAUAACUGGAAAUUUAGAUAUAGAUGAGGAUAAUGAAAAUAAUUGUGAAGAAAUACCUUCAUGUAGUAAUCGAACAAAUAGGCUUGGUAAGAUCAGAAAACAUAAAAAUAUGAAUGAGCCUUACUGUGCACAACUGAGAUUAUAGCGUGAAAGACAUCACAAAGAAAUAAUGGCACAAAGAGAAAAAUUCUUAUCUAUUUUACAAAAACAGAA
Molecule: messenger RNA, 799 nt
Organism: Harpegnathos saltator (Jerdon's jumping ant)
Lineage: Eukaryota; Metazoa; Arthropoda; Insecta; Hymenoptera; Formicidae
Exons: 3
Coding region: 198-731 (177 amino acids)
Source: RefSeq, a predicted model, not a curated record